Molecule: messenger RNA, 528 nt
Organism: Hansenula ciferrii
Lineage: Eukaryota; Fungi; Ascomycota; Saccharomycetes; Phaffomycetales; Wickerhamomycetaceae
Gene: KXD1
Product: Kxd1p
Exons: 1
Coding region: 1-528 (175 amino acids)
Biological process (GO): endosome organization; regulation of protein localization
Cellular component (GO): BLOC-1 complex; endosome
Source: RefSeq, a predicted model, not a curated record
AUGACCACCAGACACAGACGACAACCGAGUAUCAAUUCCCAAACGUUUGCGGUGCCUGAGACGGAAGUUAGCGAUGUUGAAGAGAUGUCCACUGAUAGUUAUCAGGAUUCAAUUGAUGAAGACCAUGAAACUAGAGAAUUUGAUCCUGUUGAAUAUUUAAACGACUCUUUAGAGAAUGCUUUGACAAGUAUGGAGAUGAAUAGGUCCAUGGUGAUCCAAGCUCAGACUUCUGGAGCGUUGAAAGGGAAAGAAUUGGAAUUGAUUCAAUUACAACAAGAAGCUGAAGAACGUUUACUACAAUUUCAAAAAAGGUUUAAAGAUGGUUUGAAAACUUUGAGACAAGUGGUUAAGGAUUUAAAAUGGACACAGCAACAUGUUUCUGGUAUAAGGAAACAUCUGGAGACAAAUCAUCCUAUUGAAUAUUCUCAAUCAAGAGAUAAAAUCUUAUCAAGAAAUAUUAAUAUUGAUGAAAUAACGAAGAAAAAUGAUGAUGAUGAUGAUAAUGAUGAUGCAAAGAUUUACAUAUAA